Saccostrea cuccullata (small rock oyster) is the source of this 2854-nucleotide messenger RNA. RefSeq names its product F-box and leucine-rich repeat protein 13-like. Lineage: Eukaryota; Metazoa; Mollusca; Bivalvia; Ostreida; Ostreidae. Gene Ontology annotation, molecular function: protein binding. Bases 45 to 2492 code for a protein of 815 amino acids. The record is from RefSeq and is a predicted model, not a curated record. The transcript has 25 exons. Gene Ontology annotation, biological process: SCF-dependent proteasomal ubiquitin-dependent protein catabolic process. Gene Ontology annotation, cellular component: SCF ubiquitin ligase complex.
CAGAGAUAAUUUGCACUGUUUUUUAAUUAAAUUCCCUUCGCAAAAUGGCAAACAUGGCAGCUUCAAUGAAGGGCCAAAAGCCCGAACUAAAGUUUUAUCUUCGUUCGAACAAGCUUCCAGAUAUAUACGAGGCUCUCCUCACAGGCCUAGCAAUCAUGUGUCCUGAUGAUCCACUUCAGUUUAUCCUGGACAAGCUCAGAGGCCUGAAAGAAAAUGGAAUUGAUGAACUCAACUGGGAUAUGUUUGUGGAGGAGCAUAUGAAGCCUCCCAAUAAAGUCAUCACAGAAAGCAAUCUGGAAUUCAUCUUUAACCUGGACGAUGAGAGUAUGAUUGAUUUUAUAGACAUUCCCGUCAACAUUCAGAGAGGACAGGGGUAUUUUGGUGGCCGAUUUGAAGGCAUUACAAAGAGCCGUACAAUCUGGCCCACCCCAGAAAUGUACGCCACAGCCUACGGCCAUUACAACAUGAGUCUUAAAAACAUGUGCUUCAGUGCCUGGAUGCAGUAUUAUUUGCACAAAAAGAAGAAGAAGAGGGCCAUGGAGAAGAAAAUGCAGCGAGCAGCACUACACCACGCCCAUAGAAUUCUGAGAGUCCACCUCAAUGUGUGGAGGGACUGGUUGAGAUACAGAAAGGGAUGCCAGGCCAUGGCGUACCACAAGUUGAAGAGGAUCUACUUUGUUAGUGUUGGAAUUGUUCUCUUCCGAGAAUGGCGGGCUGUAGCCAAGCGCAAUAAGGACCAGAGGGAAUACUUUGAGAUCAGCCUGCGGAGACUGGAGAGGGGGGAGAAUGUGGAUGAUGAAGAGACAUUUGGUCAGGGAGAUGGGGAUGCACAGGACAAACUCUCUGGACAGCUGGGCAUAGAACUGGCAGUAAAGGUAUUUAGUUUCCUGGACAUUGCUGACCUAGCCAGGUGUGCCUGUGUGUGUAGAUCCUGGAAAGUCAUUGCCUACCACUCCUCUCUCUGGAAUAGGCUGGAUUUUAGUAAAGUGAGAAACAGAGUGACGGACCUGGUGACUACUAAGCUCCUCUCUAAGUGUCGGCCCUACCUGAUCCACCUCAGUAUGCGGGGGUGUUCCCAGCUACACGCCCCCACCUUCGCGGCUCUCAGUGAGUGUAGGAAUCUACAGGACCUCAACCUCUCAGAGUGCAAGGGACUGGAUGAUGAGUCUCUGAAGUUGGUUGUUAAAGGCUGUAAAAUCAUUCUAUAUCUUAACCUUUCCCACACAUUUAUAACAGAUGCCUCCCUCAGGACCAUAUCCAAAUACUGUCACAAUGUGCAGUACCUGAGUCUGGCCUACUGUAAGAAGUUCUCAGACCGGGGCCUACAGUAUCUAUCAGCCGGAAAAUGUAGCAAGAAACUGGAGUACCUGGAUCUAUCCGGAUGUCUACAGAUAACUCCAGAUGGUUUUAAGAGUCUUUCACAUGGCUGUACAAUGCUGCAGACCUUAGUUCUGAAUGAGUUCCCCACGCUGAAUGAUGACUGCAUGAUUGCUAUAGCUGCUAAGUGUACAAAGAUUAACACUCUGUCUAUCCUUGGGUCACCUCUGCUGACAGAUGAGACAUUCAAACGACUGGCCAACAACAGACAUCUCAAAAAAUUACGAAUAGAAGGAAAUCAGAGAAUAUCAGACCUUUCCUUGAAGGCGAUCGGUAAAAACUGUACAGACUUAGAACACCUGUACUUGGCAGACUGCCAGAGACUGACCGACGCGUCACUGAAGGCCAUCGCAAACUGUCCGAAACUUGUCGUCUGUAACAUAGCUGAUGUUGUCCAAAUAACGAACACGGGGGUACAGAACUUAGCCGAGGGUACGUGUGCUGCUUCUCUGAGAGAACUGAACCUGACCAACUGUAUACGAGUGGGAGAUAUGGCCAUGUUUAACAUUAGAAAGUUUAAAAAUCUGGUGUACCUAAGUGUUUGCUUCUGUGAACACAUCAGUGAGAAAUCAGGAAUAGAACUUCUUGGUCAGUUGCAUGCUUUAGUUUCCCUGGAUAUUUCUGGAUGCAACUGUUCUGAUGAGGGUUUAUCUUCAUUGGGAAAAUACAACAAUCAUCUGAGGGACGUAACUCUGUCUGAGUGUGCAGACAUCACUGACUUAGGACUGCAGAAAUUUACACAACAGUGUAAAGAUAUAGAGAGGCUGGACCUCUCUCACUGCAAGUUGUUAACAGACGGUGCCAUAAAGAACCUGGCCUUCUGUUGUCGAUAUCUGACCUCCCUCAACUUAGCUGGCUGUAAACUGAUAACUAACCUGAGUAUUCAGUACCUGUCUGGAGUUUGUCAUCAUCUUCACACCCUGGACAUCAGUGGCUGUAUCAUCAUCACAGAUAAGGCUUUGAAAUAUCUACGCAAAGGCUGCAAAAAGCUGAAGUAUCUAACCAUGUUAUAUUGUAAAGGAGUCACAAAGCAUGCUGCUAUGAAGAUGAUGAGACACGUUCCUGCCUUAAAAUACAGUGAUGACGAAAUACCAAUCUAUUAUGGAUAUAAGUGAAACUGACAUUUAAUACAUUGGCUUUUUCGUAAAAGGAUAUACCUUGUACCUCUGUCAACACAUUUUUUGACUGUCAAUAAGUCAUUUGUUUGCUGAGAAUGGACAAGGCAGAUACAUACACAAAUCCAAUAUUGUUCAUAUCAGGACUAACUGCUGGUCCCAGACUAUGAAAAUUCAGAGUGAAUUAAUUUAUAUCCAGAAAAAAACUGAUUCAUUUUUCAUGCUGUGAUACAUGUAUUUUAUAAUGAAUGUUUUCAACUUUGAUGAAUUUGAGAAACUUUAUCAAGGGAUGUUGAAUGUUUUAUCAAAAGCUGCAUGAUUUUUUGUAAAGACUUUUUUUGUAAUGAAACAUUUUUUAAUUU